Molecule: messenger RNA, 2469 nt
Organism: Cladocopium goreaui
Lineage: Eukaryota; Dinophyceae; Suessiales; Symbiodiniaceae
Source: the annotation of a GenBank genome assembly
AUGGCCAAAAGGUUUCUGCUGUCAGACUCCACAGCUUAUGGAUGGCUACCUUCGCGGGCUGUCUCCGGCAACGGUGUGGAGGUGGUCCAGGAAACGAUUGCCUUCAUAAGUUGCGGAGGCAGCUUGAUUAGAAAGGGAACCUCAGGCCCGAGCAUACUGACCUUGCUGUCCAACUGGAUCAAAGAAAAUCCAGACUUCUUGCACCAAGACGCUGCCGUCUGCUGCAAGGCAGUCCCUGCAAGAGACUCGGUCCCACAGCGUUCUUAUGACGCAUUGGAACGCGGCCGCGACCAAUGGCAGGUGCCGGAAACAAAAACACCGAUCAUGCACAUUGCUCCAGAAGCUUACAAAGGCAGGACCUUGCACUUCAAGGCAGCCGUGGCAUCAACAGCGAUGCAAACAGUUGUCCAAGUCGCAUUGCAAGACUUCCCCGCUGAGCGCUUCCCAGUGCUGGUGUGCGCGGGCUGGAAUGUGAGUGAAAAAGAACACAUAGACGAGAUGCUGGCCCUUCGCCACCUGUGUGACGCUCAGGACUGGAAGAGCUUCAAGGUAGCUGUGUUUCAGCACAGCAGUGAGAAGGUAGAUUUCGCAGUCUAUUGCCAUUGCCUGCGACAGCCUCCGCCUCUGCUAUUUCAAACCAACACAGAGGACCACGACCAGGCUGCAGAGAACAAGUCCCGAUUUGCUCCCCAUUUGACUCGGGAAUUCGUCCCGGAUAAUGGCUGCGCCACUGACAUUUUCUCUUUGGGGGGGCAAGACCUCCUUGACAGAUACAACACAUUCCAACGUGGAGCACACAAGGCCGACUUUUGGCGCUACGUGCGCUUGGGACGUCGUGGCGGCAAUUACUUGGAUAUCAAGAUGGCAUUGUUGAGACCCCUCCAAGAAACGCUCAGCGACAUCUACCGUCAGGGGGGAAUUGCCGUGCCUAUGGAUGGCCAUGUGAUGUCGCUGCCGCACGACUUGCCGCAUUUUGCGUGCACACGUGCUUGGGGAUGGAAGCACGGCUUCAAAACCCACCUCGAAGCCCUUCUUGCUUGCACUGCGCAAGAAAAAUCUUCUGGCAGCACGCUGGCUCCAGCAGAGACAGCCGCAAGCUCCAGCAGCGAUACCAGGGAUUCGGCCCCGCCUGCCUUCAUGGAACUAACAUCAGAAAGUAUUGAGAAGAUUCACGACUUAGCCCGAACGCCUUGGUACGCAGACCUGGACCCGUCGGAACUGCGACGAUUCAUUCCUCUCGGACUUCGCAUCGCCACAGAUGGCUCAAACUAUUUGGUUUGCAAAUUCUGCAAGAACCACAAAAGGAAACAGCUUCAUUUCCAAGGACCGCCAGAAGUCAGGAGCCACUUCGACAAACACAGGGACGAACCAGAAGAAUCAAUGGAAACACAUGAGAAAAAGGCAGCGAUCACAGAAGCGAAAGAAGAAACCACAGAAGACAACAAGAAGUAUGAAAAAGAAGCUGCAGAAGAAACAAAGGGAGUCUGGGCUGACGCAGGACCAGUUCCAACUUGGGCUACUGCCGACGCAGAAAGCCGACUCGCCGCCGCUGCGCAGCCUGUUGGAUCCACGCCGCUCGCCGCCCUAUUGCUUGCAAGCCUGCUGAACACAAACUCAGACAUGGCCAGAUUCAUCGACCGGGUGACCGACCUCAUCGAAUCCUGUUUGCAGCACCAGCAGCAAGAGAUGGCUACCAUCCUCACGGACUUGCACGACGUACCGGUGAUGCUGGGCAAACUCUGGCAGGCAAAGAACCAGAAAGCAACAACUUGGAAUCACAUCACACAUCCAUGGUUCGUCAAUUGGCACGUCAGAGACACAAAUUGGCCAUUGAGCAUGCCCUCAGAAAAAGGAGUUGCAGAGGUGAAAGGAACCAUCUACAGCACAGUGGCGAUUAACCUUUUGCUGGAAGGUUUGACACAGAGCAUCGACGUCGCUGGCCUGGCUGGUGAAGAUCGGACCCGCGCCUUGCGCAGCUGUUGUGCGCACUUCAACGUUGCUUGCUCCAGUCGCGGCCAUGUGUGCCGUCUCCUCCUUUCCAACAACCCCGAGAGAUUCAAGUUUGAUCUGAACCCAGCUGAUAUCGAGCGGCUCUACGGGGGCACCUCAAGCAAGAAAACCAAAACCCAGAGGACCACGGGCAUUGCUCACGGUCAGCUUUCCAAACCGAGCGCGGAAACCCAGAUCUCUUCUACAGAAUUGGACACUAGGUUUAGAGACACAGCUGCACCACGCGUUGCAGACAUCCCAGCUGCAAAGCGCGCCAAGCGACCCAAGCAACCCAAGCGACCCAAGCGCGCCAAGCGCGCCAAGCGACCCAAGCGCGCCAAGCGCGCCAAGCGCGCCAAGCGACCCAAGCGACCCAAACCGCCCCACAUCACUUUGCCAGACCAAGCGAUCCAAGCGCGCCAAGCGCGCCAGGGACACUUGCCCGAAUACCGGCCCAGAUUCCCAUUACUCUCAACUGAA